This is a messenger RNA of Dermacentor silvarum, 973 nucleotides long. RefSeq names its product transcription factor A, mitochondrial-like. The record is from RefSeq and is a predicted model, not a curated record. Lineage: Eukaryota; Metazoa; Arthropoda; Arachnida; Ixodida; Ixodidae. Gene Ontology annotation, molecular function: transcription cis-regulatory region binding. The transcript is spliced from 6 exons. The coding region runs from base 189 to 887 and encodes 232 amino acids.
UGGUUGAAAGUGUCGCUGGUUCUGUGGUGCAGCCAUGGGUGCAGCAGAGGAGGCAUGAGAGGAGGCGCUGAACCGUGUACCGCGUAACACUGUAGCGUAACUAUGCCCACUGGUGUGACAUAACUGUAAGAGAACAUCGCUAACGUGGUGUAAACAUCAUACUUUCAAACUAAGUACAGUAACUACAGAUGUUCAGUACGUGGCUAUCCUUUCGCAACCUUUCGACAAAAGCUAGUUCUCUUGGUUUCCGCCGCCGUCCAAAGCGUCUGUCAGGUUAUAACUUGUUUUUGAAGUCGAUCUGGCCUUCGUUGAAGCAACUAAACCCAGGAAAGGAUUUCCAACAAGUGGUCUCCAUUGCUGCCAAGAAGUGGAGGGCAGUGGAUGAGCAUACAAAACAGCUCUAUGCCAACAAAGCAAAGGAUCUUUCAGUGCAGUUUGAGAAACAGUACAAUGAAUAUCUGUCCAAUUUGAAAAUUGAAGAGAUGAUGGCUGGUGGUCGAAAGGCCAAGGACCUGCACCUGAGGAGCAAGAGCAGUCAUUUGGAGGCAAAGGUACGACAACUAAAGAAGCCACGGCCUCCUCUGUCACCAUUUAUCUUGUUCUGCAUUGAAGCCAGACAUCCUAACCUAAAAUUGAGUGAGAGGUCAAAACUUCUGGCUGAAAAAUGGAAAACUCUGUCAAACUCUGAAAAGCAGGUCUACCAGCAGAGAGCUGAAGAGGACAAGAGGCGCUACCAUGACGACAUGAUUGACUGGGAAAUGUGCAUGCAGCAGACUGGAAACUCCCAUAUCCUUCAAGAAUAUUUUCAAGAAAGGAAUAGUGCUGAUAAUGUAAAAAAGCACCUGGCCAAGAGGCUAACACAAUGUGAAGAAAGCUUGGGAGGAUGAGAAGUACUGGCAGGAACAGCUGCUGAAAAUUGUACAAAACUGGUAAUGCUAAAACAAGCAUUAAAAUAGUCGUUGCUUCAAUGGCA